Molecule: messenger RNA, 2425 nt
Organism: Mercurialis annua (annual mercury)
Lineage: Eukaryota; Viridiplantae; Streptophyta; Magnoliopsida; Malpighiales; Euphorbiaceae
Product: wall-associated receptor kinase 2-like
Exons: 3
Coding region: 75-2246 (723 amino acids)
Biological process (GO): protein phosphorylation; cell surface receptor signaling pathway
Cellular component (GO): plasma membrane
Molecular function (GO): protein serine/threonine kinase activity; calcium ion binding; polysaccharide binding
Source: RefSeq, a predicted model, not a curated record
UCAAUUAAAACCGAAUGAUUUAUGUAUAGAAAUGUCACAUAUAUUGGUCAGAGUUAGACAUUCAUCACACUACAAUGGCAAAGUAUAUGCAGAUUAUGGGUCUCAGUUUGGUAAUAAUGGUGUGUUUACUUGAUGUAACAACAGCAAAUUCAGCUGAUGAUUGUCCUAAUACAUGUGGAAAUGUUGAUGUUCCAUAUCCGUUUGGCAUAAAUGACAUAUCUGCUACUGUUGUAAAUCCUACAUGUGCCAUGAACAACUUCUUCAUGUUCUUAUGCAAUUCAACAGAGGAUCCUCCUCGCCUUUAUUACGGCAACAAUCUCCCAAUCCGGGAUAUAUCUGUGGAGGAAGGGACCAUCACCAUCAGCACCUAUGAAGCUUUUGAUUGUUAUAAUGAAUCAGGGCUGACUAAUCAUUAUAAUUACUGGAUGAGGCUAGGAAAAGGCCCUUUUAGGUUAUCCGACACCCGAAACAAGCUGACUGCUGUGGGUUGCGAUACCUUUGCCUUCAUGACUGAUGCAGGACUCACGUUUGGUAGUGGGUGCAUAUCCUUAUGCAGUGAGAACAAAACGCUUGAGGAUUAUUGCUCAGGUAUUGGCUGCUGUCAGACUGCUGUACCCAGAAGUCUCAAGACCAUAAACAUCACUAUUCUAAGCGCAAGCAAGCAUAAAGAAGUUUGGCAGUUUAAUCCAUGCGGGUUUGCGUUUUUAGCAGAUGAAAGGACUUUUAAUGCAUCCAAAUUGAGACUCGAUGAUCGCCCAUAUUCCGAUGUUAGUAAGAAGCAUCCAACUUCUGAUAUUGUAAUCGAGUGGGUUGUGAAAGAAGAAACAUGCGAAUAUGCCCAAUCAAUUUCCAAUCGGGAUGGAUAUGCAUGUGGUAAUAAUACUUACUGUACUUACUCCCAAAAUGGCAUGGGAUAUCGAUGCUCAUGCCUGCAAGGAUUCACAGGAAAUCCUUACCGACCACAAGGCUGUCAAGACAUUGACGAGUGCAAGGAGGCAGUUAAGUACCCGUGUGAUGGUACCUGCAAGAACACGGUAGGAAAUUACACAUGCCAAUGCCCACUUGGGAUGCGCGGUGAUGGUAAAAUUGGCUGUCAAGGAUUCCGCAUCACAACCAUUGCCACAAUUGUUGGAGCUGUCAUGUUUGUCAUGAUCAUUAGUCUUCUGAUUGUGAUCAUAUGGAGGAAAUGGGUAAAAGAAAAGAACUUUUUAGUAAAUGGAGGCUUGUUGUUAAAGCAUCAACGAGUGAGAAUGUUUACUGAAAAAGAGCUGACGAAAGCUACAAAAAAUUACCAUAGAAGCCAAUUUCUAGGGGAAGGUGGUUUCGGAUCUGUUUAUAAGGGAACUCUAGCAGAUGGCACACAUGUGGCAGUAAAGAAACCGAAAGAUUUAGACAAGACUCAGAUAAAUCAUGAAUUUCAAAAAGAAAUUGGGAUUGUUUCGCAGGUGAACCAUGUGAAUGUGGUAAAGAUCUUAGGGCUGUGUUUGGAGACAAAACUUCCACUGUUGGUUUACGAAUACAUUUCAAAUGGGAGUUUAUUCCAGCAUAUUCAUCAAAGGAGGUCUAACAUACUAACCAACUGGAAAAGUAGACUGCGAAUCGCUGCAGAGACUGCUCUGGCCCUUGAUUAUUUGCACUCCCUAGCCAACCCACCAAUUAUUCAUGGUGACGUCAAGUCAGCAAACAUCCUGAUAGAUGAAAAUUACACAACAAAGGUUUCGGAUUUUGGAGCUUCCGUGCUUAUUUCUCCAGGUCAAUCAGAUAUGGCUACGAAAAUACAAGGAACAUUUGGGUACUUAGAUCCGGAAUAUCUCAUGACUGGCGUUUUAACAGAGAAGAGCGAUGUGUACAGUUUCGGUGUUGUUCUUGUUGAACUGCUGACCGGAAAGAAGCCAAAUUGUAACUCAACAUCAGGAACCAAGAGUAACAUCAUUCAAUACUUUCUUUCGUCGCUAGAGCGUAAUAAUUUGCCUGAAAUACUUUGUAUGGUUGUAACUGAAGAUGAAAUGGAAGAGAUCAAAGUAUUUGCAGAACUUGCAAAGUGGUGCCUUAAUAGUAGCGGGGUGAACAGGCCAAGCAUGAAGGAAGUAGCUGAAGAUUUAAGCAGGUUGAGAAAGUUGAAUCAAAGCGUAUGGGCUCAACAGAACAGCCUAGAGACAGAGCAUUUGCUAGAUGACAAGAGUCAUUGUGACACCAUUAGCAUGUCAACAUUCGAUAUGGAUCUCUACCCUGUGGAUACCCUUUAAAUUGUUGUGCUCCACCAAAAUAAUGCAUCAUUUUGCUUAAUAAUUUGUAACUGCAUUUUGUUUGUUGAAGUUGGUAAGUUUGUAUUGCAGUUUGCAGCAAAAGAAAAGCUAAAUGUGAAGUAUGGGUUUUGUUCUUUUAAGUAUGAGAUAAGUUAUUGCAGCAGCACUAAUCAGUCCCA